GAAAUCCUUGGGUGUGGGUUCAGAUAGGGUUGUCAGAUUGACUUUGGAUUUCUAUUUGCUGACAGCGAAGACUGGAGAAUGCCUGGAAACUUAAAACCGAUUUCAGGGGGACGAUUCACUGCGUUAACAGAAAUGAUUAUCGGCGGAGGGUUGAAGACCGUUUUUUCUCUCGUUUUCUUUCGCAAAGCGUGAUGCCAUGUCGAGGAUGUGUGGCAAGUCAACAACGCAAUCAUAACAAAGAUGGGGAGACGAUCGAUGGGACGGGGACGGGGACGGGGACGAGGAUGAGGAUGAGGAUAAAUGUUGAUCUGUGAGAUAUAGAUGGAAAUGAUGUAGAUGAUGAGAUCAGAGCCCCCCUUCCCCUCCAAAAAGCUUGGGAUUCAAGAAGAUAAUGAUGGAGGGCCCGGCUCGCGAUGAUGUGGAUGAAAACCAUGGAAUUCCUUCGAUCCCCCAGAUCCAGAUCCAGGUUCAAGCUCAGGUUCAGGUUCAGGACUCCCAGGUCAAGGCUCCCUCCAGUCAAAAUGAUACGAUGAUGGCCCGAAGGAUUCCAAUGAGUUCUUGUUCAAACGAUAAGAUGCAACAGGAUAAUAAGAUUUGCUCGACAAUCAACGCCAGCAAAUGUAGCCGCAUGGGCAUCCUCACAUUCCACAUCUCCCAUCAGCAAUCAAUCAAUUUCAUGUACAAUAAGAAUGACGCGUAACAGAUCCGAACCAGUGGGAGAACAAACUUUGAGUCAGUUCGCUAGGUUCGUGAAUGAAGGAUUAGCUAUCUUGUCGUCCCAACCAUUUGUCUUGUUCUCGCGGGGAAAGGCUACUGGCUACUGGGUAUGUUACCAUGUUCCAGGGAGAGAUGUCGAGAUUGAGAAGACGACUGAUCGGAUUGGACACUGGGCAGUGAGUAAAUCAAUCAGUCAUGGUUUUUACUUUACGCCCAGAGUGAGAAGAAAUGCACAAUGACAGCCUCGUCCAAGCGUAACUUUUUUUCUUGCCAGCCGCCAAAUCCCAGUGUCUCUUGUAUUGGUCGAUCUUUUGGAAAUGGUAUUGCCAAAAAAGAGGGUGGUGGUGGGUGGUGUGGGGAAUUAUGCAUGUAAAGCUGUGUCACUAUACAGAUUAAUAUGGUGCAGCUCGAUCUAUCUUGGUUCUUGAAUGCUGUAAUAGAUGAUGGACGUUGAUAGGUAUGAUUGUGCGAAUGCACGAUGUAUAGUCUGAUUGUUGGAUGCAACUGCACAUUUUCUCGCCUGACACAUUACUCGUGUUGGCCAAUAAUUGCCGAAUUUUGAUGAUGGGCGGGAAGAGAUGAAUAUGGAUGCCACAUGGGAUGGUAAUCUCUUACUGACUGGCCAUCUCGAACAAGGGGAGGUUGGAAAGGUUGUCGUCUCAUCCAAAUCUGACGAUUCUUUUGGGGGAAAGGGAGAUACACCGUAAUCAUUCAUUUGAAUCGGGAAACAUCCGAGUCCAAACCGAGAAAAUGGAUUCUCGUGAAUAAUAGAUUGAAUAUAAGAGGAUACUUGAGGACCCCGAAAUUUGAAUAUCAAUAAUUCAAUCUUUCAAGCGUAUCCUUGAACGAUAUCAAAUCUCCGUUUCCUCCUCCUUUCUCUUUCCCUUUCCCAUUCCCAUUCCCAUUUCUACUUCCAUUUUCAUUUCUCUCUCCUCCUUCCUCCUUCUUCCUUCCUCCUUCCUCACUUCGCAAAAUUCUAGAAGCCAAAUUAAUCAAUGUUAGCUGCA
Messenger RNA from Botrytis cinerea B05.10, 1724 nucleotides. RefSeq lists its product as hypothetical. NCBI's taxonomy places the organism in Eukaryota, Fungi, Ascomycota, Leotiomycetes, Helotiales, Sclerotiniaceae. The transcript has a single exon. The record is from RefSeq and is a predicted model, not a curated record. The coding region runs from base 392 to 700 and encodes 102 amino acids.